GCGCUGUGCUGUCGCUGUGCCCUUCUCGCCGCCGCCGGUGAGGCUCGGCCGCGCCCGCCGCGGUGAGGCGGCAUGGGCAAGAGCUGCAAGGUGGUGGUGUGCGGGCAGGCCUCGGUGGGGAAAACCUCCAUCCUGGAGCAGCUGCUCUAUGGGAACCAUGUGGUCGGCUCGGAGAUGAUCGAGACCCAGGAGGACAUUUACGUGGGCUCCAUCGAGACCGACCGCGGCGUGAGGGAGCAGGUGCGCUUCUACGACACGCGGGGGCUGCGCGACGGGCUGGAGCUGCCCAAGCACUGCUUCUCCUGCACCGACGGCUACGUGCUGGUCUACAGCACCGACAGCAAGGAGUCCUUCAAGCGGGUCGAGCUGCUCAAGAAGGAGAUCGACAAGUCCAAGGACAAGAAGGAGGUCACCAUUGUGGUUUUGGGCAACAAGUGUGACCUGCAGGAGCAGCGCCGGGUGGACCAUGAUGCAGCCCAGCACUGGGCCAAGGGUGAGAAGGUGAAGCUGUGGGAGGUGUCCGUGGCUGACCGGCGCACGCUGAUCGAGCCCUUCAUCUACCUGGCCAGCAAGAUGACACAGCCACAGAGCAAAUCCGCCUUCCCCCUGAGCCGCAAGAACAAGGGCAGUGGAUCCAUGGAUGGAUGAGCCUGCUCCCCCUUUCCUUCCGUUGCCACCUCCUCUUCCUCACCUUCCUGCUUCCCUCGCACACACCUCCUGCUGAGUCCUGUCUGGUGUCACGGAGCCUGUGGGAAGCAGGUGACCAGGAGGAACAGUCAUGCCAGGGAUGGUCCUGGUGGACAAGAGAGGCAGUGGGACAGAACCACUCCCCUCCCUGCCCAGCCCCUGCAGCUGUCAGAGGUGCUACAGGAAGGUCAGGAUUCACUCAGUGACCCCCUCUGCUCUCAGGUGCAGGCUGGGAGAGUGGAACAGAGGCACAGCACAGGCUGGCUGGAGCGUGGGCAUCAGCUCCACAUCUGGAGAGAACAACUCCCUCUUUUUGUGUUUCCUGAUAACAUCUGGGCAGGGCCUGUUUGCUGGCCCUGCCUCCAAGCCAAGCAGCUCUCCUUGCCCUGCCCCAGCUUGCUCUGUGCUGCUCCCUGGCAGCUUGUCCCUUACCCUGGCAGUGUCCACUGCUGCUUUAUGCACUGGAAUAUCCAGACCUGCUGCACCAGGGAAUGCCCAGAGCAGGGUAGGUGCUGUUCCUGAGGGCAGAGCGCCCAAAUCCACCCCUGCAGCCCUCCUCUUCCUGAGUGCAGACUCAGCCAUGAGCUUGGAGGAGAUGGGGUUGUGCUUCAGCUGCACACCUAGAUCCUUGCAGGAGCUGGGACUGCACUUGCCCUGCACAACUCAGAGCUUUGGGCUAUGGCAGCUCUCACUGCCCACCUGUCACAAUGCUGCCUCUUCUCUGAACUACCUUAACACAAGGCACAGGUGUCCCAGCCUUACCCAGCAACACUUGUUCCCUUCAGGUAGUCUGGAUGUAGGAAAAGAAUUGAUGAAAAGCCCCAGUGUGUUUAUACUUGUUCCUUUUAUUUACCGAGUAACACAAUAAAGCGAUGAGAUUCGGUUAUCAAAA
Messenger RNA from Passer domesticus (house sparrow), 1579 nucleotides. RefSeq names its product NFKB inhibitor interacting Ras like 2 (gene NKIRAS2). The record is from RefSeq and is a predicted model, not a curated record. Gene Ontology annotation, molecular function: GTPase activating protein binding; GTP binding; GTPase activity. Lineage: Eukaryota; Metazoa; Chordata; Aves; Passeriformes; Passeridae. Gene Ontology annotation, biological process: canonical NF-kappaB signal transduction; Ral protein signal transduction. The coding region runs from base 73 to 648 and encodes 191 amino acids. The transcript is spliced from 3 exons.